AAAAUAAAUAAAUUUAAUACAAUCCUCUCUCUUGACUCUCAAGUCUGUCGUCACUGUGCCGGCUUCCGCCGCUCGCGCGCGCGCGCACGUGCUACAUACAUGAUCAUUGUUGCUAGCAGGAGAAAGAGUGGUUAUGGAAUUAAUUACUCCACCAGCUCUCAGAAUCCGAUCCUCCCUCUAUCCACGAAGUGCUCCUCCCCGUCUCCCUCCUUUAAAUCUCCUGAAGCCUUCUCUCUCCGUCGACUCUCGCCUCUUCCGAUCCCCUCGCAGCCUUCGUCUCUUCAGUUUUUUUGCGUGCAGGAGGUGGAGUUUGGGUCGUGGAGGCGGCGGUUUCGGGAUGGACGGAGGGAGGGCCACCGCGGAUGCCACAUCCGGGCGGAUGGUAUUCGAGCCCAUACUUGAAGAGGGGGUUUUCCGGUUCGAUUGCUCGGGGAAUGACAGAGAUGUGGCGUUUCCGAGCAUUUCUUUUGCUGACCCCAAGGCAAGGGAGACGCCGAUCAUGGUACAUAAGGUGCCGGAGUAUAUCCCUAUGUUUGAACGUGUUUAUGGACAGCAGAUGGUCAAGAUUCAGCUUCCUCCUGGAUCAUCUUUUUAUGGAACUGGAGAAGUAAGUGGGCAGCUUGAGCGGACAGGCAAGCGGAUUUUUACAUGGAACACGGAUGCAUGGGGUUUUGGUCCAGGAACCACGUCCCUGUAUCAGUCACAUCCUUGGGUUCUAGCUCUUCUACCAGAUGGAAAGGCAUUGGGUGUUCUUGCUGACACAACUCGGCGUUGUGAGGUUGACUUACGGGAAGAUUCCACGAUAAAGUUUAUGGCAGCGGAUGUUUACCCUGUUAUCACAUUUGGUCCAUUUGAGACACCUACUGAUGUCCUGAUGUCACUGUCUCAUGCAAUUGGAACUGUUUUUAUGCCUCCAAAAUGGUCACUUGGCUAUCAUCAAUGUCGUUGGAGCUAUGACUCUGCUGCAAAAGUUCUCGAGAUUGCUAGAACAUUUCGAGAGAAAUGCAUACCUUGUGAUGUCAUAUGGAUGGACAUUGACUAUAUGGAUGGCUUUCGAUGUUUUACAUUUGACAAAGAACAUUUCCCUGAUCCAAAAUCCAUGGUAAACGACCUUCAUGCCAUUGGCUUCAGGGCAAUCUGGAUGCUUGAUCCUGGGAUUAAACAUGAAAAGGGUUACUUUGUCUAUGAUAGUGGUUCUCAAAGUGAUAUCUGGAUACAAAGAGCAGAUGGGAAGCCUUUUGUUGGGAAGGUGUGGCCCGGCCCUUGUGUUUUUCCUGAUUUCACGCAAGAAAAAGCACGUUUCUGGUGGGCUAAUUUAGUGAGAAACUUCAUGGCUAAUGGAGUCGAUGGAAUAUGGAAUGAUAUGAAUGAGCCUGCUGUUUUCAAGACUGUAACAAAAACAAUGCCAGAGAGCAACAUUCACAGAGGAGACAUUGAACUUGGUGGUCACCAAAAUCACACUCAUUAUCAUAAUGUUUAUGGCAUGCUGAUGGCAAGAUCAACUUAUGAGGGAAUGAAAAUGGCUAGUGGGACUAAACGACCAUUUGUUCUCACCAGAGCUGGUUUCAUAGGAAGUCAACGUUAUGCUGCAACCUGGACUGGAGAUAACCUAUCAAACUGGGAGCACCUACAUAUGAGUAUACCUAUGGUGCUUCAAUUGGGGCUCAGUGGGCAGCCGUUGUCAGGACCAGAUAUUGGUGGAUUCGCCGGAAAUGCAACUCCAAAACUUUUUGGAAGAUGGAUGGCAGUAGGUGCUUUGUUUCCCUUUUGUCGUGGGCAUUCUGAGUCUGGGACCAUUGACCACGAACCAUGGUCUUUUGGAGAAGAGUGCGAAGAAGUAUGCCGCCUUGCAUUGAUGAGGCGCUAUCGGCUUAUACCACACAUAUAUACUCUUUUCUAUAUGGCUCAUACAAAGGGAACAACCGUUGCAGCUCCCACUUUUUUUGCUGAUCCACAAGAUUCUCGUUUGAGGGCAGUCGAAAAUUCCUUUCUGUUGGGACCACUUUUAAUUUGUGCCAGCACUGUACCUGAGCAAUGUUCGCAUGAACUGUCACAUGUGCUGCCAAAGGGAAUCUGGUUGCGUUUCGAUUUUGGUGAUUCACAUCCAGAUUUGCCAACUUUCUAUUUGCAAGGUGGUUCAAUUAUCCCUGUGGGUCCUCCUCUUCAACAUGUCGGCGAGGCAAAACCAACUGAUGAGAUAUCACUCAUUAUUGCUUUAGACAAAGAUGGGAAAGCUGAAGGUGUUCUCUUCGAAGAUGAUGGUGAUGGAUAUGAGUACACUCAAGGGAAUUAUCUCUUAACAUAUUAUGUUGCCGAACUGCGUUCUUCAAUGCUGAAAGUUAAAGUAUCCAAAACUGAAGGAUCAUGGAAGAGGCCUAAACGUGCUCUCCAUGCACAAAUACUGCUGGGAGGAGGUGCCAUGAUUGAUGCACGGGGUGUUGAUGGAGAGGAACUACAUAUUACGAUGCCCCCAGAAUUGGAAGUGUCUAACUUGGUAGCAGCCAGUGAAAAUCAGUACCAAACACUGUUGGAAAGGGCUAGGUGUAUCCCAGAUGUACGUAGGUUUUCAGGACAAAAGGGAAUUGAGCUCUCGAAUACCCCCAUUGAGCUAAAGAGUGGUGACUGGGUUCUUAAAGUGGUUCCUUGGAUUGGGGGUCGAAUUAUCUCUAUGGCACAUCUUCCUUCUGGAAUACGGUUCUGUUUGAUUAGCUUUCAGUCUCUCUGAAUGAGAUACUUGAAUUGCUUUUGAGUACGGUGUAAAAGGAAACAUAAGCAGUAGUGGUACGUAUGACUUGUUUGUAUAAAUGUGUUUUGUAUGCAUCCACCCAGUAAAUUGAUAGAAAAUUGCUCCAAGUGAAGUAACAUUAGACCAUUAAAUUCAACAAAAUAUUCACUAUUAGUUAAGAUAAUAUGCUUUUGUACAUAAAGUUUGAUAUUAAUAGAGAUUUGGUCUACUUGCAAAACUUUCAUAAUUAUAUGAUUAAAGUUUUAACAAAUAUAUUGUCUUUAAUGGCACUAUACUUUACCAUUCUUAAUGUUAAUUUUCGAAAGUUAGAAGGGUUGUUUUAUGCUGUGUGGUAUAACAUCAGACACCCGAAAACUAUUGAAGUACGCAAGGUUUUGAUAACGGCUAAGGUUGUGGGUCAGGUAUGGGUUGAGUUUACUUUUUUUCCUUUUUUGGUAAAAGGGUCAGGGGUUUUUCAUUCUGAAUCAGCUCAACCAGUUGCCACAUUGCCAUACUAUGACACAGAGGGAGAUAUUGAUACAUAUCUAUGCAAACUUAAUUGGAUUUUACUUUCUAUAGAAUGUUCUUUCUUUUAUAGUUUAAUUUAAAUUUAAGGUUCAAGUUUUGUUUAGCAAUUUUAAGGGAACUAGCAAUGCAAGUCCAAGCACGAUUCAGAUGCAUGAUGUUUUUGUAAGUACUGGACAUGAUUAAACGUUAAGAAAUACUUCAUUCAUUAUUUUACAGCAAACCCAGCAUAGAUCAAAUGACUAUAUUCCUUUAUUUAUAUCUGUACGUCUUUAGUGUAUCCUUGUUGGUUUCACUCUCUUGCACUUGAGCUUGUCAAUACUUGGGGCGCUAUGAUAUGGAAUAAUACGGUAUAUCUGCAACUGACAUAGAACAUGGUAUGUUAUAUUUUAAAUUUUCUAUUAUGCUGAUGCUGUUAUACUUGGGCUAAUUUAUGGAUUAAAUAGAAAGUAAAAAUUUAUAGACAUCAAAGUCAAUGUACCAUU
This is a messenger RNA of Phoenix dactylifera (date palm), 3735 nucleotides long. The record is from RefSeq and is a predicted model, not a curated record. NCBI's taxonomy places the organism in Eukaryota, Viridiplantae, Streptophyta, Magnoliopsida, Arecales, Arecaceae.